Messenger RNA from Brassica rapa (field mustard), 1602 nucleotides. RefSeq names its product probable sucrose-phosphatase 3a. Gene Ontology annotation, molecular function: magnesium ion binding; sucrose-phosphate phosphatase activity. Gene Ontology annotation, biological process: sucrose biosynthetic process. The record is from RefSeq and is a predicted model, not a curated record. NCBI's taxonomy places the organism in Eukaryota, Viridiplantae, Streptophyta, Magnoliopsida, Brassicales, Brassicaceae.
AUGGAUAGGCUUGAUGGACCACCACGUCUCAUACUAGUUGCUGAUCUCGACUGCACGUUGGUUGAUCACGAUGAUCCUGAAAACACACAUCUCCUAAGAUUUAACGCGCUAUGGGAAGCUCACUAUCGCCAUGACUCAUUGCUUGUUUACUCCACCGGAAGGUCUAUGCGUUCUUACUUGAGCCUAAGGAACAAGAAACCGUUGCUGACUCCGGACAUCGCCAUAACUUCUGUCGGUUCUGAGAUUGCAUACUGUGGCGAGUCGAUAGUGUUUGAUGAUGUUUGGGUGGCUCGUUUGAGUGAAAUGUGGAACAGAGACAUUGUCGUCGAGGAAACUUCUAAGUUCUCUCAACUUGAGCCACAGCCAAAGAGGAGUCAAGAGCAGCACAAAGUGAGUUUUUAUGUGGAAAGAGAACAUGCUGUGGAAAUAAUGAAGGUUCUCCCAGGGAUACUAAUGGAGCGUGGGGUUGAUGUGAAGAUGGUUUAUAGCAACGACUACGCUUUCGAUGUUUUACCAGGAGGGUCUGGCAAAGGAGGGGCUCUGACUUAUCUACUUGAAAAGUUGGAGAAUGAGGGGGAGCAAUCUUCUAACAUACUUGUUUGUGGUGACUCUGGAAACGAUGCUGAGCUUUUCAACAUUUCUCAAGCAUAUGGUGUAAUGGUUAGCAAUUCACACAAAGAACUAUUGCAAUGGCAUGAAGAAAAUGCAAAGGACAACCCAAAUAUAAUCCUUGCGUCCGAGAGAUGUACAGCUGGCAUCAUAGAAGCCUUGCAAAGGUUUAAUUUGGGACCAAGCGUCUCUCCAAGAGAUGUUUUGGAUGCUGAACGUUUCUACAAGGAGAUUUUGGAUCCUGCUCAUGAGGUGGUUCAGUUUUAUUUGUUGUGCGAGAAAUGGCGAUGUGGGGAGGUGGAGAAGUCUGAUAAUUACUUGCAGAACUUGAAAUUACUCUCUAGUCCACUUGGUAUGUUUGUACAUCCGUCUGGAGUGGAGAAAUCGAUACAUGAAUGGAUAGAUGAUUUGGAAAAUUUACAUGGAGAAGGCAAGGAAAAGCAGUUUCACAUUUGGUUGGAUAAAGUUUCGUCUUCUCGAAUCAGCUCAGACACAUGGAUUGUAAAAUUUGACAAGCAUGAGUUAUCUGAUGGAAAAGUACGGUCUUGUUCCACAAGAGUCUUACUGAGUUGUCAGGAUGAAAAGCAAAAUCUGACGUGGAUGCACAUCCACCAAUCUUGGUUAGAUGAUUCCUGCUCAGAUGAUCAAGAAACAUGGAUUUUCUGAAUCCGUACUGUGACAUAUUAAGAUGAUACCUGUUUGGUACAGAAGCUAACCAAAAGAGCAUAGUGUUUGUGUUAUGUAUUGGCUUCAUGAAUACUCUUUUGCAUAUCUUGAAAAGUAUAAAUAAGGAAGACUGUGCCCUAAUUGGUACGUCUUUGGAUCACAAUUGGUUUGUUUAGGACCCUUUAGGUCUCUACAACAAAACCAUACACUUCUUUGGUUUAUGUAGAUAACUCUUGGUUUGCUUAUUUUUCAUUUUUUUUGUCUUCGUCCACUUCAAGAAAGAACUGGUUUGUUCCUUUUCUGGUUUACAUGAUUUGUUUUGUGCUA